Pyrenophora tritici-repentis Pt-1C-BFP is the source of this 1404-nucleotide messenger RNA. RefSeq names its product glycosyltransferase family 2 protein. NCBI's taxonomy places the organism in Eukaryota, Fungi, Ascomycota, Dothideomycetes, Pleosporales, Pleosporaceae. The record is from RefSeq and is a predicted model, not a curated record.
AUGAUCACCGUCAUUCUACUAGUUGCUCGUGUACCUCCUCUUCACCCUCCAGUCGCCCCACCCGAUGAAAAGCCAGCUCCAGAUAUGCAAGUAGACGUGGAGAAAUUUGUCACCAUCCUCGAGCCCGCGCCAAGUUACAGUACAGCACUUGUGAUUCCUUGUCACAAUAGUAACCAUGACGCCACGAGAAAGGUACUCAAAAGCGCAUUUGCGCACUUUCGUCCGCAGGAUAUCUUUGUCGUCGACAAUGGACGCACCAGAUAUCCUACUUCUCCUAAGUUCCGUCACUUCGUCCGCGGAGAGCACCCCGAUAUCAACUAUAUCUGGUCACCUAUCGGGAGCAAGAAUGCUGCACAGCUGGUUGGCGCAAUGGCUGCUAAGAACUACGAUUGGAUCAUGACUGUAGAUGACGAUGUCUCAAUCCCAUCCACUUUCCGACCUCCCAUCGAUAAGAUGGACGAAGUCACCAAAGGCUGCGCAUUCCCCCUCAAGGCUGUCGACGCCAACGGCGAUGUACCACUCUGCCUGGUCGCAUGGCAAGAUUGCGAAUACAAGAUGUCCGGUCUUACCAAGCUAGCCGAGUCGUCGAUAUGUGGAGUACUGUAUCCUCACGGCGCCGGCUGGUUCUGCGAAAGAGAGACAUUAAUCGACCUUAUUAGCAACUACCACUCGAUUGAUUUCAUCGCCGAAGACGUCAACACGGGCCUAUCGAUGCAGAAGAUGAAGAAGCGCAUCGCUUUCGACGCGACAUGCGUGCUCGAAACCGAAGUUCCCACUACCGUCCUUGGGCCAGGCCUCAACUGGUGGAAUCAGCGAUACCGCUCCUGGGAAAUGGGCCGUCAUGGACGUCUUAUCGCAUUCGCCGACCGCAUGCUGUUUUCUCUCAAUGGCCAAAUGACUCCAUGUGGCAUAUUCACUCAAAAGUUCAUUCAUCUCUACUCCAUCGCUACCAUCAUCGUAGAUUGGGUGCGCAUUCCCGUUUUCGUCACCAUGGGUGGUGAUGUAAAUUUCUGGCGACUCGGUUUACCACUUAUGCUGCUGGCGACAAUUCCUAUCCUUGCUUUCAAGUAUAUCAACGCGCGACACCGACCCGACCUACAACCACGAUUCUGGGCCGCCACCACUUAUCCGCUGUAUAAACAACUUUACUCGCUUGUUUCGAUCUUUGGCGCUAUUCGCGCAGUUGUUUUUUACAUCGGAGGCCACAAGAAGCCCAAGACUAUUAAAAGGAUGAUCAAGGAUAAGGAUCCGAAUGCCGUGUGGCUGGAUCCUCGCUUCGAAAGUAAUCCAGCUUACCUUGCCGAUGAGUCGGAAGCUCUAAUUGCCGCGUCGAAAGGUACUAAUUACGACAACAAGGCGCCUACGUCGGUGUACAUACCCCCUGGUUCUCCUGGGCUGAUUUAA